GGUACACUUUUAUGUCAGAUUAAUUUUAACGCUUGCCAAAACAAGAUCGAAAUCACAGUAGAGUGUACACCAAAAAGAAUGUUGUGAAUGAAUAUUAGAAACUCAUAGUUUAUACUCGUACAUACAUAUGUAUAUUAACCGCAUCGAUAAGUGAUAUGCGAAGAAAAAUUUAUUUUAAGACGCGAUAGUGUUGAAUUUCACCAUAAUUAUAAAUAUUGAUAAAUAGCGUUGCUGUCUACUACAUUUACUUAACACUUUAAAACCUGAGUUUAUCACUCACAAAUCAAAGCGCACACAAACACAAACACAAGCAAAAGCACAAUGUUAGAUGAGAAACUAAAUGGUGAUAUGGAAAAAACCGCACAUACGAAUGAAGAGGACGAGUAUGAUGAAUCCGAGGAAAAUGAUCCCUUUCAAAAGAUCAUGGAACGUGCCGGCAAUCACGGACGCUUCCAACUCAUCUACAAUUUGACAUUCGUGCUAGGUUUAGCCGCUGCCGGCUCUAUGGUAUAUAUGAAUGUUAUUUUGGCGCUUGACAUACCCGAUCACUGGUGUACGGUGCCGGGUCGGGAGCUUACUAACUACACGAUGGAUGAGUGGCGACAUUUGACGUUGCCAAUGCAAACGGAUAAUCGCGGCACCAGCAAGCACAGUCGAUGUGAGAUGUAUAAUGCAAAUUUUACGGAAAUCAACGAUUGGCUGCAUUGGAAUAAAAGCGAGUCAAAUGUAACAGUUUGCCAACAUGGCUGGAGUUAUGAUCGGACAUGGUAUGAAGACACUAUAACCACCAAGGAGGACUGGGUAUGCGCCAAGGAUUUAUAUGUAACAAAUACAUUUGUAGUGGGACGUGUGACAGAAGUCGUCGGAUCAUUUGUGCUGGGACAAAUGGGUGACGCAUAUGGACGUCGCAUUGUUUACUACAUCAGCAUUGCAUUCUGCGCAUUGGGACGGUCAUUCUCCAUUAUAACAACCAACUACUACUGGGUGUUCCUCUUCUGCACGGGCUUAACUGGUCUUGCGGCGAACAGUUUGUUUCAGGCGCCACAGAUUGUCGGCAUGGAAAUAUCGAGAGAACAGGACCGCAGUAUCAUCGCAAUCUACCAGAGUAUUGGCUGGUCUAUUGGAACAUCAUUGAUGCCAUUGCUCUUCUGGUGGCUACGUGAUUGGGUCGUCUUUAUGUGGCUAACAACAGUACCGACAGCAAUAAUUUUAAUUUUCUUCAAAUACGUCAUUGAAUCACCUCGCUGGCUGAUUAGCAAACACCGUUAUCGGGACGCGAUCACGCAAUUUAAGAAAAUUGCAAAAAUAAAUGGCCGCCAAUUUGACUUGACCGAGAAGGAGUUGGUGCAGCUGUACGCCAAUAAGCAAGCGGACGAGGUGACAUACGGCAUGGCGUCGCUCUUCAGUGGUUGGCAUCUGACGCGGAACACAAGCAUUAUGGGCUUCAGUUGGUGUGUGGUGGCAGUCUCCUACUUCACACUGGUUCUAUUCAGCACACGCAUGGGUGGUAAUCCGUUCCUUAAUUUUCUGCUACAAAGUGUGGUGGAAAUACCUGCGUAUGUGGUAGCCAGAUACCUGGGCGAUACCUAUGGACGACGCUUUACAAACAGCUCAUCAUUCCUUCUCUCGUUCCUCGCUUGCAUACCGUUAAUCAUUUUAGCACCAGAUGUUAAAUAUGAGCGGAUAAUGGUUGGUUUGGCCACCUUCAUUAAGUUUCUCAAUGCGUUGACCUUCUUCAUGGUCAACUUGCAAAGCAUGGAAAUAUAUCCGACCUGCAUGAGACAGACCGGCAUAGCGCUGGGCACGAUUUUGGCCAACGCAGUGGGUAUUUUCGCACCAUACCUUGUUUACUUGGGCACGACCGUCGAUAUAAGAGCGCCCUAUUACAUAUUGGGCACUUUGUUUCUGAUUGGUGGCAUUGGUGCGACAUUCCUGCCUGAGACACUGCAUAAGAAACUGCCCGACACCAUGGAGGAAGCGAGACAUUUCGGCAAGCAUGAUAAAUUCUUCAGUUUACCCAAAGCACCGCCGAAAGUGGCGAAAGCGCCAACUGCGGAAGAAGUACACCUCAACCAAACAAAGUUUGCUCCGUGAAGCUGCUGGUGGGAUUAGUAACACGUGUCGGGGUUUGUUGCACUGUUUAGGAAAAUAUGAAUUUACUUUGUUAGAAUAUUUCAGUAUUUUAGUAUUUGUAUCAAAUGAGCAGCUGUGUGUUGUGUGACUUUAAGUUAGUCUUAUUGAUAAUAAAUUUUAAGUACGUGAUUGCA
Ceratitis capitata (Mediterranean fruit fly) is the source of this 2267-nucleotide messenger RNA. Its product is annotated as carcinine transporter. The record is from RefSeq and is a predicted model, not a curated record. Bases 322 to 2094 code for a protein of 590 amino acids. The transcript is spliced from 11 exons. NCBI's taxonomy places the organism in Eukaryota, Metazoa, Arthropoda, Insecta, Diptera, Tephritidae. Gene Ontology annotation, biological process: transmembrane transport. Gene Ontology annotation, cellular component: membrane. Gene Ontology annotation, molecular function: transmembrane transporter activity.